This is a messenger RNA of Didymodactylos carnosus, 1254 nucleotides long. NCBI's taxonomy places the organism in Eukaryota, Metazoa, Rotifera, Eurotatoria, Philodinida, Philodinidae. The record is from the annotation of a GenBank genome assembly.
AUGAAUUUUACAAGGCUUACAAUCUGUAUUAGUAUAAACGAUAAAAUUAAUUUAUCAACAUUAUUAGCAACAUUUUUAUCAUUAAACAGUACCAUUGAAAACAAUACAGAUGAAAUUCAAACGGUUUAUUUCAAUAUAUCUAUUAAUGCACCAUUUGCAGAACUGAAUCGUUUUUUAUUUGGAUUAUUUAUAUCUGGAACGUUAAUCGAUUUGUCUAACGGUCUUACAUUUUCAUUAAUAGACAGUGAAAGAUGGCAAUUCAUUAUUGAAGUACCGUAUUUAGAAAAAUUAAAUAAAAAGGUUGAAGAAAAUUUUGAUUAUUUGCUUCCAUUAUUAUCAAUAUAUCCACAUAGUUCUGAAGAGGUAACAGCAAAAAAUUAUGAAUUGUUUAUCGGUGAUAAUGAAGAAUUGGUUGCACGCUUUUUAAAAGCCUUUGAAGGUAAAUCAAUUGAUCGUGCAUUAACAAUAAACAUGGUUAAUGGAACUGAAACAUCAGUGGGAUUUGCUCGCUUGCAAGAUGAUAUUCAAUGUUGUUUUCACACACAUCGAAUGCUGGAUCAUUAUGCACCAGAAAUUAGACAAAAUAAAACAUUUGAAUUAUCAUUUACAAAAUUCUUGUAUCCUCGAAUUCGCUUCUUUACGGGACCAUAUUAUACAUUGAAUCAAACCAUCAGUAGAGAAAAUGAAGAAGCUUGCAAUAAUCGACAAAUGACAACGACAGAUGAAAAUACAACCGAAUACGUCACAGAAAAAUUGCGAAAAAAUUUGUGUCGUCAAAUACAUAAUGAUAAAAUUUUAAGAGAAAUUGUAAAUGAACUUGGAGAAGAAUUAAUUGAAACAUAUUCUCAAGAUUUAAUUCGUACUUUUUGUACAAUAACAGAAAAAUCGUCAAAUAUUGAUAAUGAAUUAGAAAAUAACAACAAACGUGAAAAAACAAUUGAAUUUCUCUCGAAAUGGUUACAAAUAAUAGACAACGAUUAUAUGACAGAAUAUGAUAAAUGUUUGAAUAAAAAUAUUUGGCUAUUAUCGUAUAUAUAUACUUCCUUUGAAUACAAAAAGAAUGAUUUAAUGUCGCUGUAUACAGCAUGUCGGACAUUGAAUAAUUUAAAUAUACAGAAUAAUAUUCCGUCUCAAGAUUUUGGACGAGUGCAAUUUCAUGAAUAUAUAUUUAGUUCAAUGUUUAAUUGCUUAUGCUCAAAUGGACAUUAUUUGUACUGUUUAGCUACUAUUGUUGUUAACAGCCGCUAUUGUUAG